Messenger RNA from Balaenoptera musculus (blue whale), 885 nucleotides. RefSeq names its product trafficking protein particle complex subunit 13-like. NCBI's taxonomy places the organism in Eukaryota, Metazoa, Chordata, Mammalia, Artiodactyla, Balaenopteridae. The record is from RefSeq and is a predicted model, not a curated record. Gene Ontology annotation, cellular component: TRAPPIII protein complex.
AUGGCUGUGGUAGAACUUGCAUCCAAUUGUUGUACUGAUGAUGUCAUCUAUGACAAAGUAGUAGACAUUGGAAGAGUUGUCCCUGUGGGUUCAGUAUCUAUUCAACACAGUGUGGAAGGAAAGAUGUUUUUAAGGAAACUGUGCUUACUUUCAUUCCUCUCACCAUUUGAAGUUAAAACUAAGUUUUAUAAUUCAGAGAUGAGUGACUUGUUUCUUGAAAUCCAGAUUCAGAAUAUUUCAUCUUCAACUGUCUUUAUACAAAAGGUUUCCUUAAAGCCGUCUGAAAUGUACACUGGGGCAGAAUUAAAUACUGUCUAUCAGGCUGGAGAAGAUGAGUGUACCUUUGGAAUGAGAACAUUUUUGCAGUCAAUGGAAGGACGCCAGUAUUUAUACCACCUUCAGCUCAAGCAGAAAUUUUCAGAGAAAGCUGCUACCAUUAGAGGACUAGAAAUGGGAAAAUUGGAUAUAGUGUGGAAAAGAAAUCUAGGUGAAAUGGCAAUGCUACAGACAAUUAAAAUUGAACGAGAGCCUCCAGGUUAUGGAAACAUGAGGCUGUCUUUGGAGACAGUCCCAGAUACUGUAAUUCUAGAAGAGCCUUUUCAUAUUACCUGUAAGAUAACAAACCACAGUGAUUGGAAAAUGAAAUUGGUUUUGAAGAUGUGUGAUACAGAUUCUAUUUGUUGGUGUGGUGAUUCAGGAAGAUAUCUUGGAAAGCUACCUCCAAGUUCAACACUCAAUUUUACCCUGACACUACUCUCCUUACAACUGGGCCUACAAAGUGUCUCUGGCAUACAAAUAACAGACAAAUUAUUAAAGAAAAUAUACGUCUGUGAUGAUGUGGCAAAAGUUUUUGUAAUACUUUCCAUGGUUAAAAUGAGAAGCUGA